AUGUCCACCACAAGCGCUGCAGAAACAUCUACCACAACUGACACUUCCACGAUUGAAACGACUGCUCCUGAAUCGUCCACCCCUAGUGCUGCAGAAACAUCUACCAAAUCUGAGACUUCCACAGUCACAACGAUUGCAGCUGUAACAUCCACCACUAGCACAGCAGAAACAUCUACCACAACAGAGACUACCACAAUCACGAGUGCUCCUGAAACAUCCACCACAAACACUUCCACAAUCUCGGCUUCUCCUGUAACAUCCACCACAAGUGCAGCAGAGACAUCUACAAGAACUGAAACUUCCACAAUCACAACAACUGCUCCUGAAACGUCCACCACUAGUGCAGCAGAAACAUCUACUCCAACUGAGACUUCCACAGUCACAACGACUGCUUCUGAAACCUCCACCACUACAGAAACAUCUACCAAAACUGAGACUUCCACAGUCACAACAACUGCUUCUGAAAUAUCCACCACCAGUGCAGCAGAAACAUCUACCACAACUGAGACUUCCACAGUCGCAACGACUGCUCCUGAAACAUCCACCAAUAGUGCAACAGAAUCAUCUACCACAACUGAGACUUCCACAGUCGCAACAACUGCUUCUGAACUGUCCACGAGUAGCGCAACAGAAACAUCUACCACAAAUGAGUCUUCCACAAUCACAACAACUCCACCAGAAACCUCCACCACUAGCACAGCAGAUACAUCUACAACAACUGAGACAUCCACAAUCACAACAGGUGUUCCUGAAACAUCCACCACAAGUGUUGCAGAAACAUCUACCACAACAGAGACUUCCACACUUGCAAUAAUUGAUCAAAAAUCAUCCACCACUAGUGCCGCAGAAACUUCUACCACAACUGAGACUUCCACAGUCGCAACGACUGCUCCUGAAACGUCCACCACUAGUGCCGCAGAAACUUCUACCACAACUGAGACUUCCACAGUCACAACGACUGCUCCUGAAACCUCCACCACUAGUGCAGUAGAAACAUCUACCACAACUGAGACUACCAUAAUCACUACUGCUCCUGAAACAUCCACCACAAGUGCAGCAGAAAACAUCUACCACAACAGAGACUUCCACUCUUGCAACGACUGCUCCAGAAUCAUCCACCACUAG
Carassius auratus (goldfish) is the source of this 1125-nucleotide messenger RNA. Its product is annotated as mucin-5AC-like. The coding region runs from base 1 to 1125 and encodes 374 amino acids. The transcript is spliced from 4 exons. The record is from RefSeq and is a predicted model, not a curated record. Lineage: Eukaryota; Metazoa; Chordata; Actinopteri; Cypriniformes; Cyprinidae.